CAAGAAAACUAGAAUCAGUUCGAUAUACAAACUCAACAUGUUCAAGUACGCCGCACAUUUUGUGUGCGCGUUACUUUCAUGGGGUGUUUGUAGAGUCAUAGCUGAAAGCGAGAAUCCUCAGUGUCCCGAAAUUCCAACGUACGACCCACUAAAGGAUCGCGAAGAAGUGUGUCUGGUGGAACUAUCUCCAGUGCUGGAACAUAUUGCCAAUCAGAAGAAGCUGAAGGGGAGCACCAUCGACUCCCGCAUAUUCAAUGAAACGCAGGCAAUGCUGGACAGGAUUGAGAGUCACCAAGGAGUCAGAGAUAAGCAUUUGAAAGCCCUGCAGAGUAAUAUGGAAGGUCAGUUAAAGGUGCUACAGGCUAAGAUAGCUCAGAAUGUUAGUAUAAUAUCCCUGGAAAAAUCAUUGCUACAAGCACAGAAUGCACUUCAAUGUUCUCUGGAUUCCAAAAAGCCUCCGCCAUCGGGUCACACGUUGAUAAUCAAUGUGAAAUUUGAGAAGAUGGGUAAAAAGUUAAUUUACAUCGAGAAACAUAUUAAGCAGAAUUGGUUUAGUGCAGCAAGCAAAUGUCGUGGGAUGGGUGGUAAGCUGCUGUCACCCCAAAAUGAGACUGAACUGUCUCUCAUCCGACAGAAACUUGAUGCCAGUUGGUAUUGGCUGGACUAUUGCAAUCUGGUCGAUGUGAAUAAGUGGGUUUCUUUGGCCACCGGAAAAGAAGCAUCAUUUUUGAAAUGGGACAAGGGCGAGCCCAAAAAGGAAGCUAAUGCGCACUGCGUUUACUUAUACGCCGGGCUGUACCACGCAUUUCCGUGCGACGACAGAAACUAUUUCAUUUGCGAAGUUGACGAGAACAAAGCCUUAAACUUUACUAACAUUCAAGUUCAAAAUAACACGAAUAUUAAUGUAAAUCUUACCAUAAAUAUUAAUGUAAAGGAAGACGAAAAAGCCAAAGAGAAGAGGAAAGAAGAAGAGGCAAGAAGAAAAGAAGAGGAAAAGAAAAGGGAGGAAGAAUGGAAGAAAGAAGAGGAGAGGAGGAAAGAGAAAGACAGAAAAAGAGAAGAGGAAUGGCGGAAAGAGCAGGAAAGAAGAAGACAAGAGGAGGCAAUAAGGAAAGAAGAGGAAAGGAAAAAAGAUGAGGAGAGAAGAAGACUAGAAGAGGAAUUAAGAAAACAUGAAGCGGAAAGAAGAAGGCACGAAGAAGAACGGAGAAAAAAAGAAGAGGCAAGGAAACAAGAAGAAGAAAGGAGAAGACAAGAAGAGGAAAAGAGAAAAGAAGAAGAGAGGCGAAGACAAGAAGAGGAAAAGAAACGGCAAGAGGAACACAGAAGAAGGCAAGAGGAGGCUAGGAGAAAGGAAAAGGAAAGGAAACGACAAGAGGAGGAAAGGAGAAAGGCAGAAAAAAAGAGGAAAGAAGAAGAAAGAAAAAGACAAGAAGAAGAAAGGAGAAGACAAGAGGAGCACAGAAGAAGGCAAGAGGAGGCUAGGAGAAAGGAAGAGGAAAGGAAACGACAAGAGCAGGAAAGGAGAAAGGCAGAAGAAAAGAGGAAAGAAGAAGAAAGAAAAAGACAAGAAGAAGAAAGGAGAAGACAAGAGGAGCAAAAAAGAAGACAAGAGGAGGCUAGGAGAAAGGAAGAGGAAAGGAAACGACAAGAGGAGGAAAGGAGAAAGGCAGAAGAAAAGAGGAAGGAAGAAGAAAGAAAAAGACAAGAAGAAGAAAGGAGAAGACAAGAGGAGCAAAAAAGAAGACAAGAGGAGGCUAGGAGAAAGGAAGAGGAAAGGAAACGACAAGAGGAGGAAAGGAGAAAGGCAGAAGAAAAGAGGAAGGAAGAAGAAAGAAAAAGACAAGAAGAAGAAAGGAGAAGACAAGAGGAGGAAAGAAGAAGACAAGAGGAGGCUAGGAGAAAGGAAGAGGAAAGGAAACGACAAGAGGAGGAAAGGAGAAAGGCAGAAGACAAGAGGAAAGAAGAAGAAAGAAAAAGACAAGAAGAAGAAAGGAGAAGACAAGAGGAGGAAAGAAGAAGGCGAGAGGAGGCUAGGAGACAGGAAGAGGAAAGGAAACGAAAAGAGGAGGAAAGGAGAAAAGAAGAAGAAAGAAAAAGACAAGAAGAAGAAAGGAGAAGACAAGAGGAGGAAAGAAGAAGGCGAGAGGAGGCUAGGAGAAAGGAAGAGGAAAGGAAACGACAAGAGGAGGAAAGGAGAAAGGCAGAAGAAAAGAGGAAAGAAGAAGAAAGAAAAAGACAAGAAGAAGAAAGGAGAAGGCAAGAGGAGAACAGGAGGAAGGAAGAAGAAAGAAAAAGACAAGAAGAAGAAAGGAGAAGACAAGAGGAGGAAAGAAGAAGACAAGAGGAGGCUAGAAGAAAGGAAGAGGAAAGGAAACGACAAGAGGAGGAAAGAAGAAAAGAAGAGGAACGAAAGAAAGCAGAAGAAAAAAGAAAAGAAGAGGAACGAAAGAAAGCAGAAGAAAAAAGAAAAGAAGAGGAACGAAAGAAAGCAGAAGAAGAAAAAAAAAAGAAAAAAAGCGUUUCUUCUAAUAGUUAUUAUUAUUCUUAUAACACAUACUAUAGACCUAAACGAUUUAGAUGGAGUCUAGGCUGGUAUUACUUUUACUAUUGGUGGGAAUAA
Drosophila suzukii is the source of this 2623-nucleotide messenger RNA. RefSeq names its product golgin subfamily A member 6-like protein 25. Lineage: Eukaryota; Metazoa; Arthropoda; Insecta; Diptera; Drosophilidae. The record is from RefSeq and is a predicted model, not a curated record.